This is a messenger RNA of Pseudopipra pipra, 14862 nucleotides long. It is a transcript of the gene GPLD1, whose product is annotated as glycosylphosphatidylinositol specific phospholipase D1. The transcript is spliced from 25 exons. Bases 1016 to 3523 code for a protein of 835 amino acids. Gene Ontology annotation, cellular component: extracellular matrix; extracellular region. NCBI's taxonomy places the organism in Eukaryota, Metazoa, Chordata, Aves, Passeriformes, Pipridae. The record is from RefSeq and is a predicted model, not a curated record. Gene Ontology annotation, molecular function: GPI anchor phospholipase D activity.
CUCCCCGGAGGGAGAGGGGAGGGUUAUAAUUAUAGGAUUAUGGAAUGUCCUGAGUUGGAAGGGACCCACGAGAUCAUCAAAGUCCUACUCUUGGCUUUGAGGACACCCCACGAGUCACACCAUGUGCCUGAGAGUGUUGUCCAAACUCUUCUUGAACUCAGUCAGGCUUAGUGCUGUGACCACUUCCCUGGGGAGCCUGUUCCACUGCCCGACCACCCUCUGGGUGAAGAACCUCUUUCUAAUACCCAGCCUAAACCUCCCCUGAGCCGGCUUCAUGCCGUUCCCUCAGGUCACUAGAGAGAUCAGUGCCUGUCCCCACGCUUCCCCUUGUGAGGAGGUUGUAGGCUGCUAUGAGGUCUCCUCUCAGUCUCCUCUCCUCCAGGCUGACUUGAGCUUGAUGGCUUGGCUGUGGGAGCACCAGCCCCUGGGGGCCUGUGGGCACACUGGCCAGUGACUCUCGUUUCUGACCGCCGGGUCCCAUGACAGCUGUGGUCAGUCUCUGGCACAAGGGCCAUGUGAAGCCCCUGCCUGGUGCCACCAUCUCACUGGGAACCAAUGUAGCUGUGCCCGCAGGCUGAGCGGUGUCAGGAGCUACUGUCUUUUUAUUAAUACUGCUUUGACAAUUGGCUUUAAUUUUGUUUUUUGUGAAAUGUGAUAUAGCUGUUGUAAGGUAAGUGCAGCAUGAGCUGGGCAAACAGUAGGUAGCUCUUUGCUUUGCUAUUGUAUAGAGAAAUCUCACUGCUGCUGUGCAGUGAUGGCAUUUACACUGCUCAAACCCCAGAGAUAUGACAGAAUUCAAGAGGGGAGAACACCCAUAGAUCAUUUCUUUUUUUAUAAAUUACUUUAUUUGAGGUAAAAAAAAGCAUUGGUAUAAAAUAGCCUUUCAAAUAUGGCAAUUGUUUACUUGCUGUGUCAGCAGUAUGUAUGAAAGAAAAGACAUGCUCCGUAACCUACAUUGCAAAGGUCACAGCGCUACUGCUCCAGGCUUCUGAAAACCACAGUUAGAGCCAGCAUCAUGGCUGGUCUGAAGAUUUGGUCUGUUUUCCUGAUUAUACUGUACCAUUUCUGUCAAAGAUGUAUCCCAUGUGGAAUUUCAACACAUAUUGAAAUAGCACAUAGAGCUCUGGAAUUUUUCAUUAAGAAUGAAGGGAGUGUUAAUUAUAGACAGUUAUUACUAAACCACCAAGAUGCAUUUCAAGCUGGGAGCAUUUAUCCUGAUGCCUUUUAUUCACCAGUCUGCAAAGCGGGAAUAUUCCAUGAUGUGUCUGAAGACACUCACUGGUCACCAUUUCUUAAAGCAAGUAUUCAGUACAUCAGAAGGAAUUAUCCUCAGCCUUGGGAAGAGGCUACAGAGAAACUGGUGGCUUUCCUGUUUGGAAUUGCCUCACAUAUGGUGGCAGAUGUUAGCUGGCAUAGCCUGGGCAUCGACCAAGGAUUUCUAAAGGCCAUGGGAGAAAUUGAUUUUCAUGGUUCAUACUCAGAAGCUCACAGUGCUGGCGAUUUUGGAGGAGAUGUAGUGAGUCAUUUUGAGCUGGACUUCAGUUAUCUGGCAUCAAAUUGGUAUGUGCCUGUCAAAGACCUAGCAGCUAUCUAUAAGGAAUUUUAUGGAAAGGAGAUCAUAACUGAAAGCACAAUUACUGACUGUGCUUUCCUGCUGUAUCUUGAACUGCAUGGAGAAAGGCUUGCUGUUGCCAAGCUUUUUCCAAGAUAUGCUAGUAAAUCUCCAUUUCUGGUGGAGAAGUUCCAUGAAUAUUUCCUUGGAGGAGUGGAUGACAUGGCGUUCUGGACAAACAAUAUUUUUGAGAUGACCAGCCACAUGCUAGAGAAUGGAACCAGUGGCUGUUACCUGCCUGAGAACCCUCUGUUUAUAAAUUGCACAAAGGAGCACAGGGACAACCACAUAAACAAACAAUCAAAACAUGAACGUCACAAGAAUACAACUUCUUUGCUUACAGAAUCACUUGAGAAGAAUAUAAACUAUACAGAAAGAGGAGUUCACUUCAACAUGCAGUCUUGGGCAACAAAUUCCCUCCGCUUGAUGAACCGUGCUUUUACAACCAAUAUCUGGAGAGCAUUAGCAGCUACACAUCAGAAAUCUUCUAAGCACAUCUCCAAGCCAGUAGCUUCAUAUUUUCUGACCUCACCCUAUGCUAGACUUGGAUGGGCAAUGAUCUCAGCUGACCUAAACCAGGAUGGAUAUGAAGAUUUGGUGGUUGGAGCACCAGGGUACAGCACCAUGGGCCAUGUUCAGAUAGGACGGGUGUAUGUAGUCUACUGUAACCAGUCAGGUUUGCCACGAGAGGACAUGGAUUUGGAUGGGAAAGCUGACCAAGUACUACAAGGUCAUCAGCCUUCAGGAAGAUUUGGUUCUGCCUUGGCAGUCCUGGACUUUAAUGAGGAUGGAGUGCCAGAUCUGGCAAUUGGAGCACCUUCUGUGGGAUCCCAGUUUCUUACUUACAAAGGUGCUGUGUAUGUCUACUUCGGCUCUGAGGGAAGAGGCUUGGCAUCUCAGCCAAAUGUUACCAUAACUUGUCAGGAUUCCUACUGUAAUCUUGGUUGGUCCCUCCUGGCAGCUGAUGUUGAUGGGGAUGGAAAUGCUGAUCUGGUUGUGGGCUCUCCAUAUGCACCUGGUGGUGGGCAGCAGAGAGGAUUUGUGGUUGCAUUUUACUCUUAUUUCAACAGGAGUGACCAAGAAUUUCUGUCAGUACAGGAUGCCAACUGGAUGGUGCAGGGGGAAGAAAAUUAUGCUUGGUUUGGAUUUUCACUUGACAGAUGCCAGCUGGAGAAUACAACAUUACUACUGAUUGGUAGCCCUACAUGGAAGAGUUGUGCUAGAUGCAAUCCCUUCUCAUCGGAUGCCAGACAGAGUGUUGGGAAGGUGUACGGGUACAACCCACCGAGCACAGAGCGCUGGUUUGCGGUAACUGGAGACAAGGAGAUGAGCCGAAUGGGUUUGUCUCUGGCCAGUGGUGUGAUGUCUGUGGCUGGGAACACAAGGAGAGUUUUGGUGGUGGGUGCACCUACUGCAGAUAGCCUGUAUAGGAUUUCAUUUAUGUCCUCAGUGCUGCAUCAAGCUGGAGUGGCUCUGGUAUAUGACCUGACAGACAGCACCAAGCCUUCUUUGCUUAGCACAUUGAGUGGGGACAGGAGGUUUUCUCGUUUCGGAGGAGACAUAUACUUAAGUGAUCUGGAUAACGAUGGACUAGAUGAAAUGAUUGUGACAUCUCCACUGAGAACUAAUAGCAUCUCCUCAAUACUGUUUGGUGGGGCAGCUGGCCGUGUUUAUAUUUACAAUGGAAAGCAGGCAUCCUCAGGGAAUGUGACAGGUCACUGCAGAUCAUGGAUAUCUCCCUGUCCUGAGGAUUGGGCACAGUAUGUCCUUAUUUCUCCUGAGGAACUAUCAAGAUUUGGGAGUUCUGUUAUUUCUGUGAAAUCUGAAAGCAAGAAAGAAGUUGUAGUGGCAGCAGAGAGAAGUUCUGCGAAAGCUCGACUUGGUGGAAGGCUUUUUGUCUACUCGCUCUGAAAGUCCAUGGUAGCCUUUAAGACCAGGGCAUAGCUGGUCUUUUAGUGAAGAAUCUCUGUAGUAUCUAUGACACUUUCCUGAACCCACACAAACCAACAGACCCCAUGUCAGCAAGCUUUUCAACAUCACUUAACCUAGAACAAGCCAGCUGGUCUGAAAACCUUUUAGAGGCUGAAAUGAGCAGGCAGCUAGAUUUUUUGGUAGUAGUAUUUGGUUGUAUAAGGAAUGUUCAGUGGUCACCUUCUUUCCUGGUCAGAUAUGAGUAUUUUCUUGGCAAAACCAGGAAAUAGCAGCAUAAUUUACAACUCCUUGUAUACUGUGAUAAAGACAGGUGUUCUAAGUUAUGGAAAGUUACCGUCAAAAUAACAAGCAUGGAGGAGGGGCAGCUUUAAUCCUGACAGAAAAGUGUGUGCCAAUGAACAGGACUGUCUCUGUCUCUAGCAAGUCUUGAUUGAGGGUGUAGAGCAGCUGGGAUCUCAUAGGAAGAAAAGAACAAGCAAGUUUUAGGAAAUACUUUCUCUUUUGCAAUUGUGGCUGACUACUCUGAUACGCUUUGUGUUUUCAUGUAAAAUUCCAUGACCAUGGUAACUCAGAAUUGUUAACUGCUUUUAUUGUUAACAGUAUUGUCUUCAACUAUUAACACUAGUUUUGUAUGUUGCAGGUUUAACAAGAGCAUGCAUUAUCUAUUAAACAACUUGAACAGCAAAAUGUGAUGAUACUAUUAUUACCAACCCUAGUCCAUAGUCACAUGUACUUUCUCUCUCUUGCCUCCUUCACAAAUGCAAAGCAUUAUUUUUAUUAUAAAUAACACAAGUUGGUGGAAUAGCACAGAAUUCUAAAGGUCGUACUCCAAAAUGAAACAACCUACCUUUCUUAGGAAUUCUUUCUCAGAGAUGUUGCUUUAAGCAAAUCAAAAAAAGGCAAGGUGAACAUCAGCUUGAUGUAUAAUGCAUUCUGACAUCUAUUUUGUGGAUUUGCCCAAACAGCAAAACACUUUAAAAAAAUUAAACUUUGAACUUCAUGAAAGAAGUUAAUGGAUAGGACUGGGAGCACAGUACUUACCUUAUAAAUCUGUGAAAUGUGGUGUGAGGCAAAACAAGCAGUGCACUUGUAAGGGUGGCAGAAUAGAGUUUUCCUUUUUAAAUGAAAACUGAUGAAACCAGUAUGUUCUGUAGCAAUUCCAUUCUGAACAUACACCUUCCACUGGCUUUUGUUUUUCCUAUGUAUGAUCUGAAAGUAAUUUUACUGCAUCUGACUGCAUUUUGAUUACUUGAAUUAUAAGAAAAACAUUAAACAUUUGCAUAUGUCUGUAGAGAGAAAAGGCAGUCUUGUAAAAGACCUGUCUUUCUCUCUGUGCUUUUAUUGUGCUUUAAGUCAGUUAUGUACCGGAAAAGGAGUCAAAAGGAGUUCACAGAAACCUCUCUGCACAAAAGCUUAUGUGAAAGCUUCUCAAACAGCUGCACCCACAUAUUUCAGUUCUGGCCUCAUGCAACUACAACUCGGUUGAAAACAUCAGCAUCCAUGCCUUUUCACACACUGAGCUGUCAGCCAAGGUAUAUGAGCCCUUGGUUCUUCUACUGGAUUGUUCAGUUUAGAGCGUUUUUACAGCUUCACCCGCUAAGCCAAAAGACUGCAAAAAAAUUCAGCUAAAAAACUCAAAAACAUUACAAACCCCAUUAACUUUCUCACCUUCUUGUGCCUUUUGUAUCUGUCGUUGAAAGUCACAUACAGAGAAAGAACUGUUUGAAAAUAAUUACAUACAACUGAUUUUAAUCAAACUAGCAUCACAGGCUUGCACAACUUUAUGUACCUUUUUAUUUUCAUCUUUGACUCAAUAGUCCCAAGUAAAAAUGUUCACAGCUACAGUUAUUGUUUUUCCAACUCCUGCCAGUACAGUGACUUAUCUGGUGGCACCUAAGGAGCUGCUCACUGUUACAGCAAGGUUAAAAAGACCUAAACAAGAAAUGGGCAGUUUAUUACUUCCUUUAAAAGGAUUUCAUGCUCCCUCUAUGGACUGAGAGAAACCAGUGGAGAAAUAUGCCCUCAGAGAGAAGUGCUAAGAAAAAACACAAACAGUGGGCAUAAGGCUUCUAUUCCUUCCUUCAGUCCAUCACAGGAUACCAGGCUUCCACACCCUUUACUAACCUGCCUACUUACUGUGGUGCAGGCUAGUCCAUCAUUUGUCUUGGAGAGAAGAGAGAGAGCAUAGCCCAGUUAGCAGAAACUAACAACCCAGCUGAUGAUUUUUAGCAGAAUUUGAAUCAGUCCUUGUGACAACAGGAGGAGUUGUUAAACUGCAGCUGUAUCAAUGCAUGGUUGAAAUAUUAUCAGAUGGCAAACACAAGUGGGCAUUAUCCAUAAGUCUGCUUUCCCUGUUCCUAAAACUGCAUGUUUUGGGCCUAAAUUAAUUGUUAGGGAAUAACCAAGAUAUGUAGCUACAUUUCAAAGCCUGUUAUUGCUCAUGUAAAAUAAGGGAAACUGUUAUUUCUGGUUGCUGCCAAUUCAGUAGUCAUGCUUCACAAAAGAUGCAGGUAUGCUUUUUGCUUUGGAAAAUCUGUUCUCUGCAAUUAAAUAGGGCCUUAAAAAUCCAUUUAAAAAUCCACUCUUGGGGUGGAUUUUUCUUUGACAUUUGAAGUCUGAUUCCUUAAUCUGCAGCUCAGAACCCAGAAUACUUGAUGAAUGCUGACUGCUGUCAUCCUUUAAGGAAAAAAAUUCUGUUCUCUGUAAGAAGGGCCAUUAAGCAAAGAAGUAUUUGACAGAAACACAUAAAAUGAGAAUGCCCAAAAAAUAUGUAUGUGAUACAGAAAACUAGUGGCACACACAUGGAGUGGAGAUUAGACUACUGUGUAAAGCAUGUUGCUGUUUUCCCUGGUGUUCCUCUCCUUUCGCGUGUAAGAAUUAAAAAUCUCACUGUACUUUUUUUGGCACAAAAUAUAUUUUAAAUUAGUAAGUUUAGAAAUUCUUGUAGUUUUCAGUAAGGAAGAACGAGUGCAAGGAAAGUGUCCAAAGUCCACCCUGUAACAACAGAAGUCUCUUAAUUCCUUAUGUUCCUAUUGGUUUGGUAAUGUUCUGCUCAGCCCAAAUGUUUCUGCUUUAAGGCUGUUCUUUAUCUCCACUCUUCCAGCUGAUGGUUGGGAUUUUUUCAAAACUGCAGAAACCUAAACAAGAACAAAACAGCCUGUGACUACAUGAGAAGCUGCUCUAUAUGCAGCAAAGGAAAUAAAGCUUCACAGAGGCCCAAACUCUGAUUUUUUCCCCCCCUUAUUUUCGGAACAGUGUCUCUGGCUUCUCCCUUCCUAACCCCUUCCAGCACAUUUCUCCAACCCAAAGUCAGAAUGUGCUGGACUUGGUUUUGAACAACACAUAUGGAUAAUUCAGUUAAUUGCAGCCAUAGUCAACAAUCCACAACAAACUAUUUCCAUUUGCGUCUUAGUGGCAAAGGAGGGGGGGUAAGAAGGGAAGUUUAUCCAAGUCUUCCUUCUUUUGUCAGUUUUAGCAACUUAACUUCUGAAUCCAUUAAUACUUCCACUAUAAAUAUUAGAGUGCACUCCAGAGGCAGACAAUACAAUUCCAGGAGUCCAUGAAAGGACUGUCAACAGGGAAAUCGACUCAUACAUGCUAAUCUAAAGACAGAUCUCCUUGGAAGUCUUCGUACAGCUUGCUACCAUCAGCAUCAAUGACAAAGACAGCUGGCAUGCAUGUGAGAGCUAUUACAAACCUCAGACUGAGUCUGGCGUUGCUCUUGAGAGAGAUGUUACAGCUAGCACUUGUCCUCAUCCUCCUUUAGUUUUUUUCAUGGCAGGGACUAUAGAUCCAUAAUUAGCAUGUGGGUGGGAGGACAAGGGCAGCAUUUGUUAUGUGCCUUCCUGUGAACAGACAGACUGGUGUGGCAGCUGAGAAGGCAAAUGAGGGCUGCUUCUACCAUAAGCCUCAGCUUUCCUUGGGCUGCCAGGUGAAAGUAAAUAUAGCAUGUCUCAAGGAACAGCCUGCAGCUUCACUUCUGGCCACUGCUGGGGCUUCCCACCUCAUUCAAUCCAGCUAGGAGCACUUUCUCUGUCAAAGACCAAGCCCUGAGUUGAAUUCCUCCAUGCUUUGUGGCCUACUCCUCUAGAACAGCUUAUUUCCUCCUUUAGAAAGGGACUGUACAUGCAGAGUGUGAGACAGAAACCCUGGCCAGCCAUACAUACGUGAGGAGGUAGUGGAGGUUCUAGGUGCCGCCCAAGGAAGGAAAGUAAGCGUCGCCAUAUCAGACCACUUCCCAGAAACAUAAUCCCCGUCACCAGCCAAAAUAUCCUGGGGUCCUACUGACAGAAUGGUCCCAUUAGUCAUGCAACCAUCUCUUCACAAAAGGGAUGACCCAAUGAUAAUCUCUACUCCCCACCAGUGUUCUCCUCCUUUAUAGGAGGAAGCGGUAAACUCCCUACCACCAACAGCCAAGCCCCACCUUGGGAAAAAAGCUGUUUAGGAAUCACUGUACUGUAUUCUGUUGCUGUCCCAUGCAGUUUUCCUUCCUUCAUCAGAAAGUUUGAAAAUUCAACUCUUAUAUUUAAUUGAUUUGAAAAGGAAGAAGUCUUUGCUUCAUUUGUUUUGUUUUAAAGCUGGCACAUGCAGUUUUGGAAUUGUACCCCGCAGUUUGUACCCCCUCCUCCCUAGUUUAGGUAUAAACAUGUAUUGAGAGUAGAGUAUUUCCUCUGGUCUGCUGAAAAUGCCCUGGCUGCUUGCCAGAUACCCUCGGAUCUGGAAGACAAAGCCGGUCUUUUCAGAAUAGCUGAUCAUUAAAGAAACCUUAAUACUACUUUAUAGUCAAUCCUCAUACAAUCAAAAAUUUACCUUCCCAUUACUUUUCCAUGGAUGUGGAAAAAAGGCUACAAUACUGUGCAGUUAGCCAUGCAGUCAUUUGCUUACAAAAAAAAGUGACUUCAUGAACACAUGAAUCACUGGAGCUUUGUCUGUGGAAAGAACGAAGGUGUACCAAAUUUAAAAUGCACUAUAAGAGCAGGGCCCACAUUUCAUGCUCAAAACAGCACUCGUUCCUUACCUCUUCAAGAGACGACUCCAGGUUCAUACCAAAUGCAACUCCUAUGAGGCCAAAGAGAGAGACGGAGAAAGUUCCCAUAGUCAGCUGCAAGUUCAGCCUCAUCAUCACAUUACGGUGGCUAAAGAAGGGAGAAACAUCUGUAAGGGGAACCCAUAAAUUGAUCUGCUGCCUAAAUUCUCAAAUUCCAUACAGCAUGCACUAAAAUAAAAUAGUGAAAGAGAAGUCACGCUGGAAUUAGGCAACCCAAUGACAAAGACCAUGAAACAACAGUACAAAGAGGCUACUGUUUUGACAUUGCUACAUCAGGAUACCUCUAAGGCAGCAGGUUCUACCUAAUCAUCAUUAGACUUGCCAGCAUCUCUCACUUCUCAGAGGUGUAUAUACACAGAGCAACAGUAAAUUUCUGCUGAAGUUUGUGUCCUCUCACCACUAAAUUUAUAUGCCCAUAUUCACAAGAAACAAAAAUUUAUUGUUAACUUGCAAAUUAAUACACUUUACAAAAAAGUAGUUGGUAAAUGCUGCAGGCUAUAAACCUGAGCCUCUUCGGGAGAAUUCCAUAUUCAAAUCUCCACAAAAAAGAUUUUUGUUGUUUCCUGAUACAGCAUCCACUAAUUGCUUCUACAGAUAACUGCUCAGUAAAGAGGAGAAAGAAUAUUAAACACCAACCUCAAAGACAGAGUCCUCGCAAAUGCAAGCUACAAUUAUUUUUCAAUAAGAAAUCUGACUAGUAGUGAAAAAUGUAGCAUAGAGAAAGAAAAUACUUGCUCACAAGUUAUUAAUUCUUGUAUCACUCCACAGAGUAAUAAUGCAGCUUUCAAUGAACACCUGAGUGGCCUAGCCAGACUCUAGCUAGUAAUCUUUUCUGAACAGAAUUUUAAUAUGCCUCUAAAUCUGCAGACAUUUCCAGUAUUGAACAGCUCCCCAGAAGGAUCUAAGAGAAGCUGAGUUUCUACUGCUAGGGAAAACUGAUGCUUAGUUUGCUUUAUCCAGUUUGUUGGUAAGAGACAUGCAGCACAGCUGUGACUGCAAGUCCAUUCAAAUCCUCAUGAAGGCAAAUUUCUCCAAGUUCCCUUGUAAGCAGAUUUGAGAAAGUCUAGGUAGCAUUAAAUUCUGCUCAGCUUUUGGCAAUCCAACAGGUCAGGCACCUAACCUGUCCAGGUUGAUAAAGAUGAUGCUUUCUGAGUCAUCAAUCAGUACUCUGAGUUCACGAGCUUCAUUUGCAAGAUCUUCUGCUUGUCUGUAGUAAUUCUCCAACAGUAGCUCCAUCUCCUCUGCAUGGUCAAUCCCAGAUAUACUCUCCUCACUGUGAGGAACAAUUUAUAUUUUUCCGGUUAGUUACAUAUUGUAUACAAGUGUGUUACGGAUGCGUUAAGGCACAUAAGACCCAUGGGGAACAAGAGUGCUUUUAGACACUAGACCUCAAAAUCCAAUCUUUUUGUGAGAAAAUUCCAUCAAUUCCAACAGCAUAAAAUAAAAGGGAUAUUUUUUUAUUUAUCAGCAGCUCAGCAUAGGCAGUCAACUAUUCUGAGUAGAGCAGUUAGCAUCUGAUAUCCAUCAAGGCAUGCACACCGCCACAAAUCUUAGUUUUUCAGAUAUUACAAAGUUAGAAAGUUAUGUAAAUUUUAUAUUAUUUAUAAAGUUUAUACUACUAUAAAUGUUUAUGUUAUUAAGUUACAAAGUUACAACAAUUUUGACAGGAGAUGCUUAAAUUCUUGGUGCCCUCAAGUGGUGGGAGCUUGUAACAGUGCAGUCAAAAACUCCAAGAAUAGAACAUAACCAAGAGUCAAUACACAAACAAUUACACAGUGAUGGAGAUGGUUUAGGUGUGUAUUAAAAUAGUUUAGUUGUAAGGCAUUUGAGCUAUACACAGCAAUUACUGCAAAGCAUUUUGGGAGCAUGAAGCAGCCAAAGAGUGACCAUCAAAUGAAAGAUCCUCCUCUCCUGAGAGAAAUCUGUCCAAGGGACUUUCAUCUUACUUCAUAGUGCUACUGCUGCUGCAGUGGCCUUCCUCUGAAACAAGAAUGUAUGUUUCUGGCAUUGUGUAGAUGAAACCUGAGGCACCUGAGAUCCACAGGAGCUUGGAAAUCAGCAGCAAAGCCAGGAAGAUUCUUCAUAAUUUUCUCUUCUGUGGUAUGAUCUAAUUUCUCUAGAGACUGAAGUUUUUUAAGAAUAUCCUCAAGGCAUUACUGACUGUUAAAGGAACCCCUCUGAAAUGGUUUUACAAGAAAAUAAGCAGUAUAGCUUACGAAUCAACCCACCUAAGCUCCCUGAGGACCUUUAGCAGAGCCCAUAGUUUCUCUCUAAUGGGGCUAAGCUGAUUUGAAAGCCCUCCAGAUCUUGAGGUUUUCAUUGCAUGGAAAUGAGAGGAGCUGCAGACUUGAAAGCCUUAGAGCACUAUCUGCUGUAUUACAGAUUCAGCUCAAGGUCUUAUUUGAUGAGUAUCUUUACAUUUAUAUCAGCUCCUCUGAUACACAAAGGGGGCAAAAAGCCAUAAAGAUGCAAAAGUAACUGCCACUGGAUGUGCUUUCAUUAACUAGCCUCCAUCUGCCUCAUGAGUUUUCCACAGUCUGCUGUUCCUUCCCAAAAAGAUAUGAGGUCUGCCUCAUUCUAUCUUUCUGGGCUCAGCUCACCAUUUCUCCUGCAAAAGAUCUCUGAUGACACCUAUAUGGCUAACUGGGCAUAUGUGCCAACUAACUUCUGCUUGGGCUUCCCAAGUCCAUCAAAUACCACAUAUCCUUUGCAUCAAUCCUGGAGCAAAAAGAGCUGUCCACAUACUGCCAGCCUGCCUGCAAACAUGCUGUCAGGGCUGGUGCUUCCUAGUGUGCCUUGUGUACAGACUGCCUCACUGCAUCCUGCAGCACAGGAUGCAACACAUCCUCCUCACACAACCUCACACCACCUCUCCUACCCUUGUGCAACAGCGUCUGAAAGAAGGGAUGACUGCAGGUUUCUCCUGACAUGAGAGUAUAAGGUGACAGUGGGAUCUUUCCUAGAUAUCCCCUAUACACUGUCUAUCAUGAGGCAACAAGAGACUUGCCAGCAGACUGCAUUAAGUCCAAAGAAAGGCUGUGAGCAAAACCAGGACAAAGACCAGCUGCUGGCUCAGGAGCAGCUGGAAUUCAGAACGCCCACAACACUGCUCCAGCAGAUGCACUAGAAAUGCAAACCAUGUCCCACUUCUGGAAUUCUCAGUUUCUGCUGCACAUUUAGACUAAGCUCUGCAGGGCAAGAAACUAUCUCCUGAUUUCAAAGCCAUGGUAAUGUGUGAACAGUAUUAACACCCACAUGCAAUGAAGUUAGGCAAAAAUAUUAUUCAGCAAUUUCACAAAGGACCUGAAAGGUAGUUUGUUACCUGCUUAAACAUAAAACAUGUCUGUAUGCCCCAGAUUUAAAUCCAAUUAAGCCCCAAAUAUAUUUGGAUCUGAUGUAUAUCUUUCUGCUUUUUAGUUUUUAUUAAGUGACUAGUGCUGCUGCUGCUGGUGUAUGCCAUCUUUCACCAAAACCUGAGAGUGUAGGGCCUCUUUCCUUCAGGUUCUGCUGGUGAGCAAAAAGCUACAAGCAAGGUGCUCAGAACACUUUUAGUAAAGGAAGUGUGAUGUCUGAUGCAUUCAAGACAAGCUUUCAGAGCCCCUUUCAUUUUUCUUUUGGUGAAACUGAGGAAAUGCUCCCAGAAAGUGUUGAUUCAUAUUGAAAAAUAACAACAUUUGCUUUUUCUGCCAUCCUGCUCCCAUCCCAGUACAUACCUGAUGAGCUGGCCUGUUAUGCCAAGAACUAUUUGUAACUGCAUAAUACGACAAGUAAUAAUGAAGUUCCUCUCCAAAAUGUCAAAUACAAUGAUUUCUGAAGUAGCGAAUAUUGAGGCUUUAAAAAACUAGAGUGUCUUUUUCUUCUUUUUAGCAGGGAACACGCAGUUUAGUGUUCAAGUUACCCUUAAACAAAAUUCACCAUUAAAAAAGUGGUUUCGAAAUAUACAUACAAUACUUGUGGAUCAGUCCAUUUAGAUAGACAGAGCUCUUCUAUUAAUUCUUCUUCAUCUAAGAUCUCCAGAAUUGUUUCUUUGAAAACUUUAAGAUCUGUUUCCAGUUCUGACAAGCUGAAGAAAGAACAGGCAAAAGGUCAAGUAAUCCCCACCUGCACCAGUGCAUGAAGGUAAUCUCUAAGUGAGUUUGCCAGCCAGCACCCUCACCAGAUGCAGUGGCCAGGGAAGACUUAACUGCAGGGUUCUAAAAGCUCCUUCAAAAGAUUCUCUACAGACCAUACACUUAGCAGUGCAAGUGAUCUGUCUGGGGAUCAGUGAGGUGCAGACAUAUACUAAAAGGGAUCCAGAUGUGUUUUCUGGGUAUAUUUGUAAGUCAGAAAAAACAAGCACUCUGUGAGCAUGUAGCAAGUGCGUAUUUGCACUGUCUUUUUAGAGAGGCUAAUACAUGAAGGACCAGCGUACUAGUAAUCUGAAAGCAUACUAUACAUACAAUAGUUAAAAAGCAUAGUUCCAAAGGUUUACGUUAUGGGGAAUGUUUUCACGUUAUUUUGUUCUCUUAGGUAUUACUUUGUUCUGUCAGAUGCUAUUUGAGAAGCACAGCUGUACUUCUGACAACUCAGAAUAUAUUUCCCGUUUCCCUUAUAUCAAUAGGUAUUUCAUAUACAAAUUCUUACACUUACAAACAAGAUGCACAACCCAGCAUUACAGUAACCUGGGAAAUUAAUAUGAGAUACCAUUUUUCUAACAUUUCAAUGCAUGUCAUUUUCUAUUGUCAUCUUCUAGACUCUUCACAGCUUAAUCUUAUUUACCUCUUGCCAUUCUGCAGGAGAAUGUGUAGUUUACUCCUAUCCACAGAUAAAAGCUUGGGGUCCACUAGAGCUUCCAGUGUCUCAAGGAUCUGAGGCUGCAAAGUGUUAAGUCUCCCCUGCAGUUUGCUGAUCUAGAUAACAACAUGAUCCUUCAUAAGAAUUAAAACAAUUCAUUUAGAAUGACUUGGGCAACUGACUCCUGUCUCUCAACACAGAAUUUACAGUAACAGGUAGUUAAUACAACCUGCUUUCCAAUACCUGGGAAAUACUUGCUAUAUGGAUACCACUUUAUAAGACAAAGCCAGUGUAAAAUACAGUAUUUAAUAAAAAGUGAACUGAAACCCAGUGACAACCACACCAAUAAAGCUGAUAAAGCUAAUACACUAUUGUCUAGAAAUGUCAUAUUAGCAUUAGCAAGCACAGAUUUUUCAUGAUAGCUAGGAAUCAUCAUCUGACUCGUGCUCAAGAGGCCAAAAACCUCAGCACUUUUGUGUGACUUCCAUUUCAGCUACAGCACAUCUCUAGAAUGGAACUCUGACUUGUUUUUUAAUUGUCCAAAUCAUGGUGAAGCCAUCAUAUCCAAUUAGCACUUUAUUGUGAAGGGAAUGAAAACACACAUACACACAAGACCGUAAGAACUAAAGGAACAAAAGUCAAAAUCAAAAAAGAGCUCAUACAGGAAGUGCAGAAUACAUAUACAAAUGUGUAUGUGUAAAUAUUAACACAAGAAUAAAAUCAUACUGUCCCUUCUAUGAAACAAUAACUUCCGAAACAAUUUAAAUAAAAAUGAGAUAGCUCACCCAGUACUGCAGGAUUGCUUCUAUGGCUCGGAAUUCAAAGGGCAGAGAAUAUGUAACUAGUUGACCUUCCCCAGCCAGCUGAGAUGCUAGUUGACUGAGGAGCCAGUGUUCCAGACUCAAAUUACGAUAAUCUAGUAUCAGCAGAAACUCUGGUGUUAUGACAGCCUUCAAGAACUGAAAAAGAAAGUACAUGUAAGGAAUUUGAAAAAAACUCUCUGAAAAUUUCUCAUAACUCUGUAGCACAUUUUAUAUUUGGGCUUUGAUAAAACCAUUCUUCUGAUGUCUUUUCAGGCACAAAAAUAACAGAAUCUCAUGCUAACAGCAAAUGGGCUCAGACAGAGCACUGUGCCAGUGAUUAAGAAGGGCUCCUCAUAAGCCUUUACUUCUGUGACAAUGUUAGUGAUGAUUCUCCUGUGCUCAACCAGGGAAGUGGUCUUUAAUAUGUACUGUGGGUAAACUCGUACUCUUGACCGCAACACAGAGCUCCAAAGACACAUUUACUGCUGGACUGCAUGUCACAGGAAGCUGGUAUUAAAAGAACUGCGCAAGAAAAUAAAAAUGCAAGACAGGGUUUACACUCAGCUAGAGGAAACCAUUACCUCCAUUCUCAUGAUGAUUCUAUUGUUCCUAGUUGCAAUGCUCAUUACGUGCUGAAAUCUUAGAUCUCGUGCUUGAAGACCCAAUUCCUGGUACAACUCUGUCUUCUUCUUUUC